This is a messenger RNA of Fusarium keratoplasticum, 5790 nucleotides long. RefSeq lists its product as uncharacterized. The record is from RefSeq and is a predicted model, not a curated record. The coding region runs from base 1 to 5790 and encodes 1929 amino acids. The transcript is spliced from 4 exons. NCBI's taxonomy places the organism in Eukaryota, Fungi, Ascomycota, Sordariomycetes, Hypocreales, Nectriaceae.
AUGAACACCUCUACUACCCGUCAGGCCCUGGUUGCGGCCUUUGCAUUUGGCCUCGUUGUCCACGCUGCGGCUUCAACCGUCCCGAUCGUUUUCAAAGGUUGUUCGAAUAUUCUUCGAGAUGGUCCGAGGCUGGCCCUCAUUACGUUCCUUAUUUCUUCUGCCCUGUGGGCUCAAGUUGACUUUACUUCUAUUCUGAUUAAUGCCGCCUCGACGAGCUGCCAGGUCACCAUCACCUUUGCUUCCAUCUUUGACCAGUUUGCCCGGGUAUCUGUGCAGCAAAGCCUGAUUUGGACUUUGAACAAGUCUACAAAGGGGUCGGGCGUGGAUGCAUUGGCCUCCCAAGGUUUCGUCCUUGUGCGGCUCAUUCUGGGAGGUGUAUUUGUCGGCUUUCAACGACCACAGCUUGGUGAUAUCUGCCUGGCGCGUACAUCAGUCUUGCCGAUUGGUAUCGUGGUUUCCGCUGUUGACCUCGUCUUUGUGGCUGCUCUUUUGACAAGAGUCGUUUCUCAUGGCAACUCUUGGGAGGGAGUUGUCAGUGGCCGAGCUGCUCUUUUCAUGACUGUGGGCUUGGGUAUUUGGACAGCAGCAAGUAUCCCUCUCAUACUAGGCAUCGAGACCUUGCCUGUGGUUGUGCGAACUGUAAUCCCAGCAACUGGCCUCUCGAUUCUGAUCGCAAUCCUCGCUCACUUCCAGAGCCGUUUUGCGAAAUCUGAAUCCCCGACCGAACCAGCCUUCGAUGCGUACCGACAUUUGCAGAGCCGAGGAAUAUCGACCGCCGACUCAUACCAUUCGAUUCAACAUGAAGAGGCUAGGAGGGAAGAUUGGGAGGAGCCCAAGAGGAUCCCACGCGCGAUGACAGCUGUGAAUAAGGAGCUUCCGGUAAUUUCGAUGCCAGCUGCCGGACAAGCAACUCUUGGAAUGGGCGGAGUCCCGGUGCAAGGCCAACUAUUCCCACCGCCUCGAGCCCAGACGCUACCGUUGUCUAUCGAAAUGAAGAGCUUGGAAAAGAGACCCCGACAGGACACGAAACUGGUCAUAUCGAAUCCCAUUUUGCGACACGACCACAACCCGCUUUCCAAGAUUGCGACGGUGGACUUGGCGGUUGCGCAAAAGGAAAGAAGGAGACAGGAAGCAUUGUUGGUGGCAGUUUCAGAUACCGAAUCCCAUGACACUCCUACGUCGAAACCCACAUCAACUGCGACUACGACGUCGGCGCUUUUAUCUCCAGGGGUGGAAGAGAUUCGACGACGAUCCCCAAGGCAGCCAUCGACACCAAAUCUGUCUAAUCUCAAGCCCCCGCCUCGACAUUUGCCGUAUCCCUCCCGGGCCACGCGAGAGACCGUCGUCAACUUCUCACUGCCGGUCGAUGCACAGAAUCCAGCCACACGCACGCCAAGAGCCCAAACGAAAUCAGCACCGCCUAUCAAGCCAAAAGAUAAAGAUAUAGGAGAAUUGGCAAGGAUUACCUCGAUAGUUCAUCGACCAAGGCCAAUACCAAGGAAAGCAAAUGUCGAUCGCCCAAUCUUUCCAGCAGAAGGGUCCCCGAAUCUACAACACCGCAAGCGAUCGCUCUCCUGUAGCUCCAUCCUCAAGCUCGAGACACCGCCACCUAUGCCCACCGAUCCUCGGCUAAGCGAGCUUGCUAAUUUGCUAGGGAGUGGACACUCCAAGGCGACAGGUACGAGAAGGCGGUCUAUGUCUGUUCCUGAGCUUCCAGUCUUGAGUCUGGCUUCAAGCCCGGCGGCAAAGGUCCAGCCUGUGAAAAGUCCCGAAAGCCCUGCCCAAUCGACCCAUUCCAUCUCGCCUUCGGAUGAAUCAAUCCCAACGCCAUCGUCCUUGCACAAGAGAGGAUACGAGCGAAGGUCCUCGCCUGUUCUUCCGGCCGACGGCUUUGACAGGCUCUCUCCUGGGUCCACGAUUCCAGACGAUGACUCUUUUCUCAACUGGGAUAUUGCUCCCACGCACGUGCAAGAGGCAGUUGCGGUUAAAUCGACUAAAAUCCAGCGGGCCGGGCUCGGAGUUGCGGGGACCCCAUCGUUGAGCGAGGCUCACGGUCACGACCCCUUGCACCCCCUGCACGAGCCAGCUAAACAAGGCACCGGACUUGCAUCGGACUUGCAAGGUGCCGAGGAUUUCAACUCCGAGCGGACACGUCAAGUGGGGGAAGCUCGGCCAACAUUUUCAGACAGGGGGCGCUCAGUCAAGCUGCAUCGGAGUCCUCCGCCUGCUCCUUUGCUGCUCCGCAACAGCAGGGUGCAGGCUGAACCAUCGCCAGAUUCUGAGGAUGAGCUGGAAAUGGCUUUAGCCAGGUCUGGCAGCAAUGUCAACCCCGCGGAGCUGGCAGGGGCUUUUCCCACAGGUGACGAGAGGGCGACUUUGCUGGCCAAUCUGGAGCUGGAAUUGAACGAGCAGGAGAACCAAUGGCAAGCAAUUCGGCACACAAUGCUCCGAGAUUCCCUGUCGACUGUGUCUAUGGGAUCGCCCAGGCGCGACUCGCGACACGGGCAGCCGUUUAGACGAGCGCAAUUGGAAGCGGAAAACGAUCUACAGUCGCUGCUAUCGCAGACUGGCUUUAGAACAAAGUUGACAAGCUCAUCCUUCCCCGGAUUGUCUAGUCCUACUCCUCCAGACACAGAAUCUGAGCACGAAUACGACGAGGAAUCUGAGGUUCUGGUUGGUCAGACGGAGAAUGAUGCCAAGGCGGCGAAGGCGCUGUGGCGCCCCAUCACUCCUGUAGCUGCUACCCCUAGUGCACCAUCCCUCUGGACCCCUGCCUCCAAGGCAGCAGACAUGGCGCCAGAGGAAAUUCCAGACACCAUCAGACGAGAGAAGAGGUAUCUGGAACCUCUGACGAUUGAGAGUAACAGGCUCUGGGAGGCAUCACGAUCACCAAAACGCCAGGUUGCGCAUCAUGGGCUCUGGCGAGCGGACAAAACCCAAGUGGUGGAAGUUAAAGUCCAGCACUCAGCUCCUCCCCGCCAGCCCCCACGGCGGAUCAAGCGUGUCACACUCCUCCCAGACAUACUGGAGAAUCCGGAGCCACUCCCUGAUAGGCGCGGGACACUUGGGAUAUUCCAAUUCCCAUGGGGUGAGAGGUCUGACAGGGCAACGAUGCCAGCGAUGCCAACUCGAGGGAUGUCUGGGUUGACAAUCGGCGCCAUGCCUGGGACAAUGGCCAGCAGAGGGUCGGGGUCACAGUCACACAUGCAGAGGAGCGUGGAAGUGGAGGUGGACACCACUACGGAGGUGAUGGAGUCUAUGGACGACUACGAACGGGAGGAGUUCUCUGACAGCGAAACGUACGACGACUCGUCCUCGUACUACGACAGCGACGAAGAAGGGUUUGACGAAACAACUCUUUGGGAAAUUGUCAGCCUUCUGGAACCUGCGGAGCGGACAAGUGAAUCCACGACCGGGCCCCACUAUGGUAAAUCCGGGCUUCACUCCGAGCAAAAGCAAGAAGCGGCACAUGGGCGUGCAGAACAGGUUGCAGACGCAGACGCAAACUCGGCCAAAUUUUCAGACAGCGGCAUCAACAAAGGGCAAGCCCCAACUAAUAUCUCUUCGUCACACGCAGGCUCACCCCCAAAGGCAGGGCCCGACCAGAUUAGCCAGCGGAAAAGCCCCCACCCACCAAUGACGCUGGCGGACAUGGAUCUCCGGGAGCGAGUCAACAGAAAAGCGCGAGAGGGCGAGGGGCAGAGCCAGGGAAAAAACCAGGGUCCGGCAAAAAUUGAUGCGCAUCUGAUUGCGCUUGGUGGGGGCUCGGCAGCCGAUGCCGCCAUGGGGACCCCUCCGAGGCCCGAGCCUCCAGUUGCUUCAAUAAGCAAAAACCCGCCUGAGCCAUCAAUAAGCAGCGCGCCCGUGCCUCGACCCUUGUCUGGCGCUCCAAUCAAUGACGACAGCACCACUCAUGAGACACAGUUUCCCCAGUUGCUUGCAAAUCACACCCCUGCAGCCAGUGCCAGGCCCAGUCGCAGUCCCUUGACGUGGACUUUCACUCCCGCAGAGGCGACACCCGUCUGCAUCCAGCACGAGGCGUCCUCUAUCUCCAAGCCCGCCGAACUGCCCGCCGAGUCCGCUAACUCCGCCGCCCUUUUCCAUAUACAAAGCCGACGCGCCGACGCAAAUCUCAACAGUCGUUUGUUAUCUUUCUUCCCAUUGCCUCCUCAGUCUUCACCACUCAAGUCUGAACAUCCCAAGCUACAACAUCAGCAUCAGCCUCAGCAAUCUACUAGCAUUUUUGGCAUGGCUUUGUGGUCUCCAAGCCCUAUCGUUCACAGCCCCACCAAGGGACUCGCCCAGCCAGACGAAGCUACCUGGAAGAAAUAUCUACCUGCCGACGACAUUGCUCGCGUUCUCCCUGCAAAGGCCGACCUUCCUAUCAUUGAGAGCAACUCCCUCUGGACCCCCCCAGCAAAGAAGGCCGAUAUUCCCAACCACGGACUUUGGGGAACAAAGACACCCCUGCCCGGCAUGUGGUCUCAACCCCCAGUCCUCCCCAAGGUCUCCUAUGGCCUCCCCCAGCCCGACCCUGAGACCUGGGCCACCUACCUCGUGGUGAUGGAUGACGUCCCCCGAGUCAAGCCCAGAGAGGCCGAGCCUGCUUUCGUUGAGAGCAGCAGCCUCUGGAGCAGCAAGCCCGUUAUCCCCGAGGUGCCAUCCGAGGAUGGUUUGUGGUCCGGAUCUAGCUCCGCAUCUUCUGCAAGCUCAGUGAGCGGCUCCGAGUCGUCUACCGGUACGCCGAGCGAGGCGGUCAAUUUUGGAUUGUGGGAGCCCACUCCCGCUAUCAUUGCGGACGAGGAGCCGACCGGCCUCUUUAGCCUCAGCCACCGUCGCACCGAAUACCGCACCACCGACAAGGCUCCGGCGGCUCUCGAAAUGCGCCCGCCCCGACGACCUCUGGAGGCGUACCCCGACUUUGGAUUUACUCAUCUCUGGAACAUGGCCCCUCUCUGGGAUGCCAAGGCCAAUGCCGCGGCUGUUGAGCUGCAGCGCGAAUUGGACGGCCUCGUCCUGGAGGGCCUAUUCAGCCUGAAGCACCGCCGGAACAAUUUCCGUACUACUUCCGAACCCCCCGCUGCUCUGGAGACGAGACCCAAGAUGCGCAUCUCGCAGGAGCCUCUGCCGAAGCUCAGCUCAGAUAGCCUCUGGUCUGUGCGCGCACCGGCCGAGACACCAGUCGAGCUUGACUGGAUGGCUCUAUCGACAGUCCGCCCGAGAACUACUUCUGUCGCUUCAGACGACUCGCUCAUCUCGAUGCCUCCUCUCACCAGAGCUUCCUCUAUCAAGUCCGACAAGAGCGUGCGUCGCAUCGACGCAACCCCCGCCGAAUGGCUCGCUGCCCUGGAUGAGGCGAUCCGUGCCAGUGGACCCUCGGACAAGGGUGCCAUGGACCUGGACCCCAGCGAGACCAACUACCAGCUCUGGUCCAAGUCCGAUGAGGAGCCUCUCAUCAUGGCGUCGGAUGCCGAUGAGCUGUGGAAGCCGACUUCCAUCCCAACCCCUCGUUUCCUCGAAUUGACUCCUUCUCUGCGAGACUACGAUAAGAUGCACGCCGAGUCGGGCACGUCGCACCGUGGUCGCACACUGGAAAAGUCGCGCCCGCCGCCCCCAAUCUACCCCGGUUCAUCGACCUCGGCCUUUCUCCCUGCCGCCAGCGACACGCCCCGCGACUUUGCGUCGCAAGGACUCUGGGCUCGCACUCAAUCCCCGGCUGGAUCGCGUGAGGACGGAUCCUGGCUGGACAAGUCCCUUAGAAAGAGCUUGUCGUUUGUGCAGCUGUGGUAG